Chrysochloris asiatica (Cape golden mole) is the source of this 774-nucleotide messenger RNA. RefSeq names its product chromosome unknown open reading frame, human C12orf60 (gene CUNH12orf60). The record is from RefSeq and is a predicted model, not a curated record. Lineage: Eukaryota; Metazoa; Chordata; Mammalia; Afrosoricida; Chrysochloridae. The transcript has a single exon. Bases 1 to 774 code for a protein of 257 amino acids.
AUGUCUUCAAAGCCAGAGGAGAAUGAAGAAAGACUGGCUCAAGCUGCCAAAACAUUCUUCUUUCACAUUCAAGAUCUUGCUUCCGUCACUAAUGUACUUGUUGACUUGUUUAACCGCAAUAUGAAUACCCAGAUCCUCUUGACGGCCGUGAAGGAGGAUAGUAAUGUUAAGGAUUUCUUUGAGCAAAUGCUCAAAAUUGUUACAGAGAUGCAAUCGGUGGUAGAUGGAAUGAACAAGAAUAUGCAAAAUGAGCCUUUAUAUUCAAAGAUUGCUAAGGUUAUGUCCUCUGUGAUUGAACAGGGUACCAAUGUAAAGGAAUUACAUCAGUCAGCCAAAAAAGUGUUCAAAAAUGCCCAUGUACCACUCAUUGUCUCUAUCCUGAGUCGUGGAAAUGUCCUUGGGAUUUUGGUAUCAUCUAUUACACUUUUGAUGAAAUCUCCCAUCAUGAACCUUCGAUUGAGUGACUUCUAUAGGAAAGACACCAAAGAACAGUCAGAUGCUACUACAUCUGGGAAAAACAUGAAAGAGCAAACAGAUGCCACCACAUCUGGCAAAAAUACAAGUUCAGGUCCUCUUGAAACCAGCACACCAGAUACCUUGAAAAAGUUGCAGGAGGCACUAAAAGAUGAGAAUACCAAGAACCCCACCAAGUCAGCUGCAGAUAAGUUGGAGCAAAUUAUCAAGACUAUGGGACCAGCCUUAGAGAUCCUUCAAAAAGCCACAAAGACUAUGGAGACCAAUAUUUCCCUGUUUAAGAAAGUUAAUGACAAAUAG